Messenger RNA from Fragaria vesca subsp. vesca, 1160 nucleotides. Its product is annotated as 40S ribosomal protein S5-1-like. Gene Ontology annotation, cellular component: cytosolic small ribosomal subunit; ribosome. Gene Ontology annotation, molecular function: mRNA binding; rRNA binding; structural constituent of ribosome. Bases 114 to 743 code for a protein of 209 amino acids. The record is from RefSeq and is a predicted model, not a curated record. The transcript has 5 exons. Lineage: Eukaryota; Viridiplantae; Streptophyta; Magnoliopsida; Rosales; Rosaceae. Gene Ontology annotation, biological process: translation; ribosomal small subunit assembly.
ACGCAAUAUAAAAGCUAAAGAUCCGCCUCCUAGGGUUUUUGCGUUCUCAUCGUCUUCGGCGCAGUCUAUCAGUACUCUCGCUCUCACAUCUCAAAACUGCAACUCUGAGAGCCAUGGCAACUGAAGUCGUAGCCGAGCCUGUCCAGCAGCUCUACCAGGAGCCUCACAACGAUGUCAAGCUCUUCAACAAGUGGACCUUCGAUGAUAUUCAGGUCAGUGACAUCUCCCUUGGAGAUUACAUUGGAGUGACCCAAUCCAAGCAUGCAAUUUAUGUGCCUCACACUGCUGGGAGGUAUUCAGUCAAGCGUUUCAGGAAAGCUCAGUGCCCUAUUGUGGAGAGGCUUACAAACUCUCUCAUGAUGCACGGGAGAAACAACGGAAAGAAAUUGAUGGCUGUUAGGAUUGUUAGGCACGCAAUGGAAAUUAUCCAUUUGCUUACCGACUUGAACCCCAUUCAAGUUAUUGUUGAUGCUGUUGUUAACAGUGGUCCACGUGAAGAUGCCACUCGUAUUGGAUCUGCUGGAGUUGUUAGGCGUCAGGCUGUGGAUAUCUCACCUCUGAGACGUGUGAAUCAGGCUAUCUAUCUCCUGACAACUGGUGCUCGUGAGUCUGCUUUCAGGAACAUCAAAACUAUUGCUGAAUGCUUGGCUGAUGAGCUUAUCAAUGCUGCCAAAGGUUCCUCCAACAGUUAUGCUAUCAAGAAGAAGGAUGAGAUUGAAAGGGUUGCCAAGGCCAAUCGUUAAGGUGCUGUGGAAACUUCUGGUACUGAAGACUACAAUUUAAAAUCAGAGUGGAUGUUAUGUAUCAAAGAAGAACAAAAUGGGUUUUAUUUAUCUUUUUGUAAUGACCGUAUGCUAGCUGCUAUUUCGGAUAUGUUUAUGUACUGUUUUUUUUUCUGCGAAGACAUAUGAUCUAGGCUCGUUUUUCUUUCGUGUUCUUUGCUUUUAGUAUGUUAUGAACUAUGUUUGGAAUCGAGAGAAGACAGGUGAACACCUUAGAAUUAUUUUUUAUGUUUAGCUCCUUUGGCUUCAAUGUGUCAAAUUAAAGGGGAGGAGUCGAGUAUGCUUUUAUGUUGAUAUUCUUCUCCAUCACUGUUACAGUGAUACUCUAUCUGAAAUCACUUUCUUUGCAUAGAUAAAUACAAUUUUACAUUAUGACCA